AUGACAUUGUCAUCGUGUCGCACACAAGACGUGAACAACGACCAAGCACCGAACAACGUCAUUGUCGUCAAGCGGGUGAGGCUGACCCUCAAGGCCUACGACCUCGCGAAGCCCCCCCCCCCGAACUUUGACCCCCUCGAAGGCACCGAGGUAUGUGGUUUCGGUCGAAUCGUGGGGCAACCGUCCACGGUUCUCAAGUGCAUCUCGAAGAGCAUCCUGUCCGGCAUCCAGGAAGGCCUCUGGACGAUGCAAGAAACCCUCGACCUUCUCGGAUCGCCACGUUGUGUUCACCUUAGCGGCAUCUCUCUUCUCACGCCCGACGCUGGCGUGACGGGUGUAGCGCAUCCGCAAGUGGUCUUCAAGUUGUCUUGUCGCCAUACCCCACGGCGAACCUUGGUGUGCAAGAAGGAGCCGCUUAGAAUGACAGACGAUUGCCCAGCACAGGCCAAGGGACUGCUUGCAUGGGUGUGGACAGGACCCAUCGAUCUCAUUGGUAAAGGCUCAGCCAAUUGCUUGUCGGAAGUGUUGAGCAUUAGCGCGCCAGCUUCCAGCCAGCGGCCAGGGCUUCAGCGACGAGAAGCAGAGUUCCAGGCGACGCGUACUCGUGGCCUGAAUGAAUCCUAUUAUACCGAAGACACAGAUCGCACCCGCCCGCCCGCCGCUCCCAGCAUGGGAGUAAGGCAGCAGAGAUCGAGGACGUACGGCACAACAGUUGUUAAGCGAUGGCUGGAUGUGAGACCUUUGGUGGGCCCUCAAAGUCCGCCCCUGGAUGCACUUUCAUACCGCGAAAAUUUGCCAGUCACGGACAAACGAUCGAUCAUUGUCACCUAUAUACAAGCCAUGCCUCAUCGACUCGCAAACUACUAA
This is a messenger RNA of Cantharellus anzutake, 867 nucleotides long. RefSeq lists its product as uncharacterized. Lineage: Eukaryota; Fungi; Basidiomycota; Agaricomycetes; Cantharellales; Hydnaceae. The coding region runs from base 1 to 867 and encodes 288 amino acids. The transcript is spliced from 10 exons. The record is from RefSeq and is a predicted model, not a curated record.